AUGGAGAGCCCUCCCUGCCGGCGAUGUCCUGGCCCGCCCAGCCUGCAGGAGCUGUGGAACUCGUCCGCCCUCAGGAACAUCUCCUACCGCUACCUGGCCGGCCUCCCGCCGCCUCGCACCCGGUUCCUCACAGUGGGGUUAUCAUCUGUGAAGCGGAAGCGAGGGCACUAUCUCCUGGAUACGCUGACGUCCAUCUUUGAGCAGUCAACAAAUGAGGAGCUCAAUGAGAUGGUGGUGGUGGUGCACCUUGCUGACUCAGACAUGGAGUGGAAUGUCAAAGUGGCCAAGGACAUCACCACAAAGUUUCCUCACCACCUUCUUGCGAGCCGCCUGCUUGUUAUCCACGCCCCUCAGGAUUUCUAUCCAGCCCUGGAAGGCCUGAAGAGGAAUUACAAUGAUCCAGAAGAUAGGGUGAAAUUCAGGUCAAAGCAGAAUGUGGACUAUGCUUAUCUCCUUAGUUUUGCAGCAAACCUGUCUACCUACUACCUCAUGAUUGAGGAUGAUGUGCAGUGCUCCAAGUCCUUCUUCACCUCUAUCCGAAGGGUUCUGGCAUCCCGGGAGGGCUCCUAUUGGGUCACUCUGGAGUUCUCCAAGCUGGGCUACAUUGGGAAACUCUACCACUCCAGUGACCUACCCCGUCUUGCCCAGUUCCUCCUCCUGUUUUACCAGGAAAUGCCAUGUGACUGGCUGCUGGUGCAUUUCCGCCUUCUGCUCACCCAGAAGGAAGUGAUCCGCUUUAAGCCAUCCCUCUUCCAGCACGUUGGUCUCUAUUCCUCCUUCCAGGGGACCAUCAAUCAGCUGAAAGAUGAUGAGUUCAAGGUGGAUUUCUUUGACCUGCCAGACAAUCCUCCUGCAACACUGUUCACAGACAUUGCCAUCUUUGAAGAUUACUUGCCCAUCAAGGCCUACAGCACCAUGGAGGGGUACUUCUGGGGAAAAUCCCCCACUGCUGGCAGCCACUUCACCCUUGUGUUCCACCAGCCGGCCCAUAUCUCAUGCAUCUCGAUCCACACAGGCUCCCCAGAGCGCCAGAGUGACUAUCUGCACAUGGGGACUGUAGAGCUGGGCACCCAAUGGCAGAAGAACCUCAAGGCCUGCAUUACAUACACACCCAUUGGCACUUUUAAGAUGGGAAACUUUGAACAGAAAGGCCUGGAGAAUGGCAGGGGCUCCAGUGUGGAGUGUGUACGGAUUCAAGUGACACAGAGCCAAAGUGAAUGGCUGAUCAUCCGCAGUAUCAGCAUCUGGACCAAACCAAACCCCUGAGAGGUCCUCUGCUUCCCCUCUCAGAGGUUACGCAGCCAUGGCAGGGAUUCAUUGCACUAUGUGAGAGCACCUGUGUUGAUAUCAAUUCCUUUUUUUGGCAAAUGAAAUCACUGAGCCCUUCUGGGUCAACUUUUAUGGCUUGGGUUUUCCCAGAUUAUCUUCUGGAUCCUGUUCAAGAGGAAAAUCAGGCAGCUGAUUAUAAUAAUAGAUUUCUUCUUUUGAGGGUAGGUGAAGGUUGCGGGCUUACUGUUGCUGCGAAGGUAAGAGGGUGGUGGCACUGCCCAGGAAAAAGAGCUGGCACCCUGUAGAGGUGUAUAAAGGACAAGAGCCCAGCAGGGAAGGAAGCUGGUUCAGUGGGGGAUGUGGGAGGAUGGUGAUUCAGCAAGGAUGUGGCACAGCAGGGCUCUGGUAGCAAAGCAGGAUGGAGCAUUGGCAAAGUAAAACAGGGAGGUAAUUCAGCACAUUCAGACUCUUAAAGUGCAGGGCACCUCACACCUUUAGGUCCUGAUUGCCAGUGCUCUGUGCUGGAGCCCAGCCUAGCAUGAUCCCAAAGGGCUGAUGGGCCCUCUGAGUCAACAGGCUGUUGUUGCUGUGCAGUUAGGACAUUCAAUAGGCCAGACCUCAGGAUUGAGGUAGACCCUUGGGGCUGUGGAGAGCCUGGGACAAACAGUGGCCUCUGACUCAGAGCAAAUUUAGAGGUGUUUUCUACUGAGAGAUCCUAACCCGGAGAAGGGGACUUCUUGUUGUGAUAGCUUCUGCACAUGGAUGCCUAAGGAAGAGCCCUGGUACAGCAAAGCCUUGAAUUUCCCAAUGUAGAGACUGCGCCAAACCCAAACAUAUGAUGGGCUGGAUUCCUUUAGGCUGCCAAAUUGAGAGGCCUCAAAACUCACACUCAGAUGCUGCGUCACCUCACUUCUCCAUAUUUAUGUUCCUCAAUGCCUAAUGCUCUGCUCCUGGGCACAUAAAGAAGUACCGCUGCUUUCUCAGCCCUAAGCUGCUUGGCUCACACCUGUUUCCCACAAAUGGGAUGUUCCUCUGCCUAUCUCAUAGAAAAUCAUAGAAAAUUAGGAUUGGAAGGGACAUCAGGAGGUCAUCUAGUCCAACCCCCAAUCUUAUCAAAGGGCUGUGAUCUGGUAGGUAUUCUUGGAGCCUGCCUGCCAGAUCAAGAUCCACAUAAAACACAGGGGCAACAACUGCUUUGUUUUUAAAGGAGUUGUCCAAAGAGGAGGCAGAACCCCUGGUCUGCCCAAUAGCUCAGCGGCUAGAGCACUCACAUGGGCUGCUGGAGGUCUGGGUCGAAGUUACUCUUCUGCCUCAGGGGAUUCACACAUGCCUUCAAAUCCUGCUGCUCCAAGAAAUGUUUGUCUUUAUUUUGACGUAAAACAGACUUUGGAUAAAAUGCAGAUGCAAUCCUGAGAGCCCAGACUAGAACCAAGACAUGAUCCCCUCCCCACAACCCUUCUCACUGUCCCUUCAGAGAAAGGGGUGAUCCCUGCUUUGUUGUGGGAAGGGGGGGCCCUCAGGACUGAAUCAGAGCUGGAGGUGCUGCCCAGUACUGCUGAGUAAGGCACCUAAACUGAAGGGACGGGCAAGGUUUGAAAUACACCUGUCCUUACUCCUUUUCUGGGUGGCUCCUCAGUCCUUAGGUUGUUCCUUGCCUGGUGUGUUGGCUUUUGCAGAGGCAUCAAACUGUCCAUAGGCAUUAUACGGGGAGCCUUGGCAUCUAACACAAGGCUGUAGAUUCCACCGUGGGAGGCACCUAAAAGUUAAGUGGUGCAGUGGUCAGUGUUGUGAUGCCUGAGGCCCUUUAUAAAUCCAGGACUAGGUCCCUCCACCAGGAAGAAGUCAUUGAUAUAUCCUGUUUACUCAAAGGGAAAGACUCCAGUCUUAUCACGGUGGUACCCUGCAUUACCCAAAUCUAAUUUUGUGUAUCAUAAAUGUUUCAAAACAGAUCACAGUUUAGAUAGGGGUCUUUUGGGUUUUUUGGGGUAAGUGCACUACUCAGGAUUUGAACCAAAGUUCAGCUACCAAUUAGUAUGCGUGCAGAAUGACCUCCAAGGUCUAUUUUAUGCAUGGUGUUGAAAUGAAAAUCAGGGCUUCUUUUGUAAACUGCAGGGAUAUUUAUUUAUUUUAGACCGUCCUGUUAAGGUACAUGGACAGUCCUAAUUUGGGCGGAGUUUGCAAGGGAGAAAACUAGUGCUGGGCAAUCUGAAGAAUUCUUACUGAAUUAGUCAUGCUUUGGGGAGUAUUCAACAGUUCCGAUUUAGCUUCUUGGUUUGUUUAUUCAGUGUGUUUGAAUGCAAUUUGUAAAUAGUUCCAGUGCUCUGUGCUUUCCUCAAAAGCUGUAAAUUCCAAAGAUUUCAAUUAAAUUAUUUAUAAAUUUGAGGACAGUGUUCAAAAUAUCCAAUGUAGCGGCUUCUCAUUUGUCUCUUCUGUUAUAUAGUUGAAAUCAUUAGCAAGAAAUUUGUUUCAUUU
Molecule: messenger RNA, 3741 nt
Organism: Alligator sinensis (Chinese alligator)
Lineage: Eukaryota; Metazoa; Chordata; Crocodylia; Alligatoridae
Product: alpha-1,6-mannosyl-glycoprotein 4-beta-N-acetylglucosaminyltransferase-like
Exons: 3
Coding region: 1-1266 (421 amino acids)
Biological process (GO): protein N-linked glycosylation
Molecular function (GO): acetylglucosaminyltransferase activity
Source: RefSeq, a predicted model, not a curated record